AACGGUGAAGUUCGUUGCGUUAUGAGUUCUGGUAGGUCUAAGCCGCCUCCGAACAUUCUUGACCGACCUCUGAGCAGGUGGAAGUCUGAGGUGAACUUGAGCACGUUUGCUCUGCUUUUCUCGGAGAUUGUUCAGUACAGUCAACAUAGAGUCUUGUCGGUCGCAGAACUGCAGACAAAGCUUGCAGAGCUUGGUCAAGAGGUUGGCAUACGAAUGUUGGAUAUCCUCGCUGUCAGGGAGCGCGGAUCACGUCGGGAGACAAGACUACUAAAUAUACUUCUUUUUAUCAAAGGCCCUCUAUGGAAGGUAUUGGCGUUCGCGAGUAAUAUCGUAUUCGCCCGUAAUAACGCCCAUAUUGAAAUAACGUCCAUGCUCGUAUAUAUGCCCAUGUGCGACAUGUCAGAACUUUCAGCCCGAAAAAACACCCAUACCCAACUAUACGCCCAUGCCCACGUAUUAGCCCAAGAUACACAUGCACAGACAAAACAAAAUGGGUCCGCAGAACAUUCGUCUUCGUCUGUGUGCGUUUGAUGAGCUGGUGUCAAUGUUAAGCGAAAGUGCUUACUGCUAGACUCAUGUCUUUGUUGCAAUUAUCGGCGCUGGUGCUCUUGACGGGCGUCAGGUCGACCACGUGUGUAUAGUGUUUAGUUUCUGCGUGUAUGUUGAUGCUGUAUGGAUACCAGUAGCUUUGAUCUUGCAAAUGGAUAAUUGCAAGCAUUCGUGAUAUUUCUGUCUUCAAGUAUUUAGAUGAUGACUGGCCAAAUGACAGCAUUUUGUGACCAUUUAUACGUGUAGGACCAAAAUAACUCCCAUGCCCUAGUGUAUGCCCAGGAAAUAUGUCUUUCUUUUCUAUACGCCCAGGGCAUUAUUACGGGCGAAAACGUUAGAAUGACUAUUUUUGAAAGGCCUACCUCUGUUUCCUUUUGU
Molecule: messenger RNA, 927 nt
Organism: Corticium candelabrum
Lineage: Eukaryota; Metazoa; Porifera; Homoscleromorpha; Homosclerophorida; Plakinidae
Product: trafficking protein particle complex subunit 5-like
Exons: 3
Coding region: 22-531 (169 amino acids)
Biological process (GO): endoplasmic reticulum to Golgi vesicle-mediated transport
Cellular component (GO): TRAPPII protein complex; TRAPPIII protein complex; TRAPPI protein complex
Source: RefSeq, a predicted model, not a curated record